Messenger RNA from Effrenium voratum, 2439 nucleotides. NCBI's taxonomy places the organism in Eukaryota, Dinophyceae, Suessiales, Symbiodiniaceae. The record is from the annotation of a GenBank genome assembly.
AUGGACCUCGAGAAGGCCUGCCUCGAGCUGCCCUUCACCAUCGCGCUCCUGCUCGCGUUCUCCGCCUUCGCCAUCCUUGCACUCAGACAGGACAUCGUCUACUCGGUGGAACACGCCAUCUCCAAGGACCUGGAAAAGAACGCCAACUUCGCCUUCAGCGAGCACAUGGGGCACAAGGAGCUGAGGGACGUGCAGACGGUGGCGGACUUUUGGUCCUGGCUGCGCCUGGGCUUUCUGCCGCAGGUGGCGCGCCCGGUCUGGGCCUAUUCAGAGGGCCGUGUCGGGAGCGUCUUCGACUUAGACCUCAACCAGACCUGGCGCCUGAAUGAUUUUGGGAACGAGCCGCUCCCGCUCCCGGGCGAGUACUUGCACUUCAACCGGGUCGUUGGGGGCCUGCGGUUCCGCCAGCGCGCCAGCGCUGCGUCCAGUUGCCGAUUCCCCGGCACCGGGGAUGCCUGGCAGAGGUGGUAUGGGAAGCCCUGCAUGCCCAACUACCAGGAGAUUUUCUUCACACCCGAGGUGGAUGAUGCCGAGGUCUUUGCUGAUGCGGUGCGGAUCGAAUGGAUGCUGCCGGGAUUGGACGACUACGACAGGAUGCACUCGCAGGUCAUAGAUAUGGAGGACGGCUGCAGGCAGAUGGCUGCGAAGAAUCGCACAGAGUGCCUUUGUGAGUCCUGCCUUGCCGAAAAGUUGCCCUGGCUGCGGGAGGACGCCCAGCGCGCGGAGGUGAGCAUGAUCACCUACAAUGCGCACUAUGGUCUCCUGACUCACACAGGCGUGAACUUCUGGUUUCUCCGCGGCGGUCGCAUCCGGAAGCGGGUGGAGAUGAAGUCGCUGUGGGUCAACUCCGACCAGCUCAUCGCCGAGAAUGCCCUCUACAUGGUCUUCGCGAUCGUUUGGGGCGUGCUGCUGCUGUGGAUCUUCCUUUCGGAGGUGCGCGAGAUUGCCGUGAUCCUGGUCACUGACGAUGAGUCCUGGUACAAGGCGUUGAUCAAGGAGUACUUUAGCUUCGCCAACUCGGUGGAUUGGCUCUCCAUCAUCGUGGCGAACGUGCUUUUGGUGAUUUUCUUUGUGCUGGCCUUCCAGAUCGCAGGGCUCCAGGCCUCGAUGGACGAGCUGGUGCGGGGGGAGUUGGGCACCCGCCAGGCCUACUUGGGCCUGGUGGUGAGCUUCUACGAAGAGUACGAUGCAACAUACAGACAGGUGUACACCUAUCGCCUUUUCCUGUGCUUGUAUCCUCUCAUGCUGGUCCUGCGUCUGCUGAAGUCCUUCGACGCACAGCCGCGGCUGGCGAUCAUCACUGAGACGCUGCGCUCGGCGUCUCAGGACAUGAUCCAUUUCAGCUUGGUGCUCUCCGCGGUCGUGACGUGUCUCUGCCUGGAUGCUGUGCUCAUCUUCGGCCGGGACAUCGAGGACCUGGCCAACUUGGCGCGGGCUUUUCACUUCGCCUUCAGGAUGGUCUUUGCCGAAGACGGCUCGUACUACUACAAGUUGGAGCAGGUGUCGCGCAUGGCCACGUACACCUGGUUCACCAGCUUCACUGUGCUUGUGGUAAUCAUCUUGCUGAACAUGUUGCUGGCAAUCAUCAUGGACAAUUACAUGAUGGUCAAGAAGCGUGCCACGAUGCGGGCCUCCUUGCCGCACCAGAUGCGAGAGAUGUGGCGGCGCUGGCGCAUGAAUCGGAACAAGGAGCGGGUGCGUCUGGAAGAGAUCUGGGCGGCCUUUGCGGAGGACGCGGUGUGGAACCGAAAGGCCAUGUGUCAGAGCAACCGCCUCAUCACCUCCACCUUCCUGCUGGAUCUGGUUCCGGGCCUACCGCCCUCACAGGCUGAGAGGACAUUGCACAACUCCCGGAAGGAGCACCUCAAGGAGACGGAGCCCCCCUUCCAGCUGAGUGAUGCCCACGACAUGCUCUCGGGACUUGAGGCGGCCACCCGGAAGAUCCGGAACGGGCUCUAUUUCACCUUCGACGUGGUCCACUACUUCGACUCCAGACCCGUGCCCGGGAUGGGGGACUUGGUCACGGAUACUCACGAGAAAGCCAUCUUCAAGCUGGCGCUGAACGAGGCCGUGGACGAAGAGGAGGACCUCGCCGCAUUUGCGGCGCGCGCGGCCCGGGAGGAGAAGGACAGCGAGAGGACUGUGGUGGCCUUCGUGGAGGACCAGGCGGCGCGGCUGUCCUCGGAGGUGGCGGAGACCUUGGCGCAGAGUCUGCAGGUGCUGGAAGCGCGCCAGGCGCGCAUUGAGGAGCGAGAGGAGUCCAUGGCGGUGGCUGUGCGUCAGAUGCAUGGGCGCCUGCUGCAACUGCAAGGCGACGCCAAGAUGGUGGCUCGGCGCCUGGAGAAGGCGCUCUUCAUUCGUCAGCAGAUCACGGAGGCUUGCCACGGCCGCUUGAGUUUGGCGGAGACCUUUUGGAAUGCUACAAAAGGGCAUAGAUGA